This is a messenger RNA of Arachis stenosperma, 749 nucleotides long. Its product is annotated as late embryogenesis abundant protein-like. The record is from RefSeq and is a predicted model, not a curated record. The transcript has 2 exons. Gene Ontology annotation, biological process: response to water. NCBI's taxonomy places the organism in Eukaryota, Viridiplantae, Streptophyta, Magnoliopsida, Fabales, Fabaceae. The coding region runs from base 83 to 712 and encodes 209 amino acids.
UACCAGGUCUUAAAGUGCCAUAGUAAAUUAACCUGCUUCGUACUCUUAUCAUCACUCGAUUGGAAGUUGAAGUGCGGAAACAAUGGCGGAAGCCCAACUACGUGACCAACAUGGCAACCCCAUCCAACUCACUGAUGAACAGGGUAAUCCUGUUAAACUAACCGACGAGCAUGGCCAACCCAUCCACCUUACCGGUGUUGCUGCACCCGCCUCUGCCACCACCGGUUUUGGGAGUAUAGCCACCACUACCGCAGGUUUUGGCGGUACACCCCCCACUACUACCGGUUUUGAAAGUACAGCCACUACUGGACAUGCCACUGGAGGUGGAGGGAUCGCCGGACUUGGAACCUUAGGUGGCGGUCCAUACGGUGGUGGUGCAACCAGAGAGAAAGGGACCGUGGGAGAUAUGUUAGGGAGGGACAAGAAGGACGAUGACAAAUCUAGCUCUAGCUCUAGCUCUAGCUCUUCUGAGGAUGACGGACAAGGUGGGAGGAGGAAGAAGAAGGGACUAAAGGAAAAGAUCAAAGAGAAAAUACCCGGCGUUGGAGGAGGGAUGGCCAAGGACCAUUCUCCCCAUCAAGGGACAACCACCUCCACCACCACCACUACCACUGCCACCAGUGCUGCUGGCCAACACCCUGGGGAUCAUGAGAAGAAAAGCUUCAUGGACAAGAUCAAGGAAAAAAUGCCCGGUCAUCAUCAUAACCACUGAACCCUCUCUUCUGUGUGUAUCAGAUCAAGCUCUGCUU